Molecule: messenger RNA, 1101 nt
Organism: Nakaseomyces glabratus
Lineage: Eukaryota; Fungi; Ascomycota; Saccharomycetes; Saccharomycetales; Saccharomycetaceae
Gene: CDC43
Product: protein geranylgeranyltransferase type I subunit CDC43
Biological process (GO): protein geranylgeranylation
Cellular component (GO): CAAX-protein geranylgeranyltransferase complex
Molecular function (GO): CAAX-protein geranylgeranyltransferase activity
Source: RefSeq, a predicted model, not a curated record
AUGCAGAAUAUGCCAGAUCAAAUAAAAAAAAAACAUGUGAAAUAUAUAGAGAGGCAUUUGCAAUUAUUGCCUGCCAAGUAUGAGGACAAUGAUGUGAACAAGAUGGCAAUACUGUACUAUAGCUUUCAAAGUCUCAGCCUUCUUGGGGAGGAUAUUCAGGGGAAAUAUAGCAAGUAUAUACCGUGGAUCAAGUCACAUUUGAUAACAAAGUCUGCUCCGAAGCAAAAUCAAAGAAUUUCUGGGUUUGUAGGGAGCUUAAAUGUAAGAGUUGAUGGUGUCAUUACAUUCAACUUGCCAAACACUCUCUUUGCACUCUUGGUGCUGGCUUUAUUGAAGCAGCAUCAUUACAUAUGCCAUGAAAUGGACGGAGAGUCUAUUGGGAGGUUUGUGGGCCUAUGCCAACUGCCUAAUGGCUCAUUCAAGUCGGCAUUGGACCUUUCAGGCACAUCUGUAUCACCAGUUGAUGGAGAAGAUUUGAGGUUUUGUUACAUAGCAGUCGCAUUGUUAUAUAUUAUCGGGUGCAGGUCGCCGGCCGAUUAUUCUAAGUAUAUCAAUGUCUCCAAAUUGCUAGAUUAUAUCAAAAAUCAACAAUGUUUCGACGGUGCAUAUGGUCAGUAUGGUGAAGCCCAUGCUGGAUAUACAUCAUGUGCCUUGUCGACAUUAGCUUUGCUAAAAGCAAGAGAGACUAUAGACGAGAAUUUUGUUGAGAAGACAUUAACCUGGCUCUCCCAUAGGCAGGUUUCCUCAUCCGACAUCAUGAGAAAACAGGAAGAGCAAAAUCCAUUUUAUGACACAGAUGACCAUGGUGGCUUCCAAGGGCGUCCAAAUAAGUUUGCUGAUACCUGUUAUGCAACGUGGUGUCUAAAUUCAAUCCAGUUGCUCACUAAAGAAUGGCAAGGGUAUGUGGAUCAGCGUUCAUUAGAAAACUAUUUACUAAACGUAACGCAGAAUCAGAUAAUCGGUGGCUUUAGUAAAAAUGAUGCCGACGAUCCUGAUUUGUACCAUACUUGUCUCGGAAUUUCAGCACUAAUAUUACUUGAUGAGCGUCUGGAUGGCUCUUUAUUUUUGCCAGCACAUAUUUCAAAAUUAUUUUUGAAAUAA